This is a messenger RNA of Dendroctonus ponderosae (mountain pine beetle), 2013 nucleotides long. RefSeq names its product tryptophan 5-hydroxylase 1. The coding region runs from base 381 to 1928 and encodes 515 amino acids. Lineage: Eukaryota; Metazoa; Arthropoda; Insecta; Coleoptera; Curculionidae. The transcript has 9 exons. Gene Ontology annotation, cellular component: neuron projection. Gene Ontology annotation, molecular function: tryptophan 5-monooxygenase activity; iron ion binding. The record is from RefSeq and is a predicted model, not a curated record. Gene Ontology annotation, biological process: serotonin biosynthetic process; aromatic amino acid metabolic process.
CUUAAAAUUAUUUUAAAAACCCAUCUACUUCCUUUUUCUGCAUUGAAAGUGAACAAGCUUUCCUCUUGAAUCGAGCUAAUAUAUCAACAUCGAUCCACCCACAGACAUUUUUAUCAAUUCCUAAGCUGAAAAUCAAACUAUACUCCGGAUGAAAAUCUGCCAAACAAUCAGUCGCUUCUCCAAAGCGUUACAUUUCCUAAUUUAGCCAAUCAAAGCGAUACUCCCUUUUCAUCCACUUCGUAAUUUUCCUUCGAGGAAAUGGAGGGAGCACUCGCGCGAUUAUAUAAAGCGCAAGAAGAAACUUUGAGGGAAAACUUAGGCUACGCUGCCAAAGGGAAAGUAUCGAAUCAUCUCUCAUCCAGUCCGGUGUUUUUGAAAUAAUGAGUGGAUCGGGUAAACCGCUGUUGGGGCUCUGGUUGUACAGAAGUGAAGAAGAGUGGAACUACAAAGAAGAAAGUCCAAUUGCAUUGAAAAACCAGGUAUCGGAAUCCAAAGAACCGGCGGAAAUUGAGAAAAUUUCGAUCAUUUUUACGCUCAAAAACCAAGUGGGGGGCCUCGUCAGAGCUUUGCAAGCCUUUCAAGAUCUGGGCAUCAACGUCCAACAUAUCGAGUCCCGACCAAGUCAAACCAGCGACAAUCAAGCGGAUUUUUUGGUGGACUUCGAAACUGACCCGAAGAAAUUGGAGCAGUUGGGACGCAUAUUAAAAAGAGAAGUAUUGACUAUGGUGAUUGGUUCUUAUGGAACUGGUGCUGAACAAUUCCCACCACCCACUCCUCUCAGCGCCACUACUAGUUUUGAUUUUGAUGACAUGCCCUGGUUUCCGAAGAAAAUUUCCGAACUGGAUAAUGCUCAGAAUGUGCUGAUGUAUGGCAGCGAACUGGAUGCCGAUCAUCCCGGGUUUAAGGACCCGGUGUACCGGAAAAGACGCGAACAAUUCUUCCGGAUCGCUAUGAAUUACAAACAUGGCCAGCCGAUUCCCAAAGUCAAGUACACAGAAGAGGAAGUGAAAACUUGGGGGGUGGUGUUUCGGGAGCUUCAUAAGCUCUACCUACAGCAUGCGUGUAGGGAGUAUUUGGAGAACUGGCCCCAACUGGUGAAAUAUUGCGGAUAUCGGGAAGACAAUCUUCCCCAGCUGCAAGACGUGAGUGUUUUCCUGAAAAGGAAAACUGGAUUCCAACUGCGACCUGUUGCCGGGUACUUGAGCCCCAGAGACUUUCUCAGCGGUUUAGCUUUCAGGGUGUUUCACUGCACCCAGUACAUUCGGCAUGCCAGCGACCCGUUUUACACACCGGAACCAGACUGUUGCCAUGAGCUUUUAGGUCACAUGCCCCUGCUGGCCAAUCCCAGCUUUGCUCAGUUCUCCCAAGAACUCGGAUUGGCUAGUCUGGGGGCUUGCGAUGAAGAUGUCACCAAACUAGCUACGUUGUAUUUCUUCACGGUGGAAUUUGGGCUUUGCAAACAGGAUGGAGAGCUCAAAGUGUACGGGGCGGGGCUGCUGAGCAGCGUCGCUGAGCUGAAGCACGCCAUCGAGAACUCAACUUCCAAAGUGAAGAGAUUUGAUCCAGAAGCGACCGCAAAACAAGAGUGUAUCAUCACGGAUUUCCAGCUGGGCUAUUGGUAUACUGAUACCUUUGAAGAAGCCAAGGAGAAGAUGAGAACUUUUGCCGAACAAAUUCAACGUCCAUUUGGUAUUCGCUACAACCCGUAUACUCAGAGCGUUGAAGUGCUGAGCAACGCUCAGAAAAUUACUGCCGUGGUAUCAGAACUCAGAGGCGAUUUAUGUAUUGUGAAUAGCGCUCUGAAGAAAAUCAGCGCUAGAGACGCCACAUUGGAUAUCAACCAGAUCACCACUCUGCUGCAGACCGGAUUGACUAUGGAGGAAAAUGGAGUGGCACCAAAGGAGGCAAAACCUGAUAAAUCCAAGUAGCAAACCUCUUAUUAUUUAACAUCAAGGGUGUAAAUGUUACAAUAUGAUUAAAAUGUAUAUGAAGUAAACAGAGAUUGUUUAUCGA